CUCUACUCUUUUUUAUUUAUAUUUUCACCUAUAACAAUGAGCUUGUUCAACGCAUUUUCUAUACAAAACAAGCUCAAGGCCAAGGCCAAGCCCAAGGCCAAGCCCAAGGCCAAGCCCAAGCCCAAGGUCACUGCCACAUACACAUACCGUGGAGAACAAUACAUAUUUCCUCUAGAAAUACUCAGCUCUACUACGGUUAAAGAAGUAUUAAUCCAAAUGUUUGCGGCUUUGAAAGCUAAAAAGCUACCCGCACCAGGCGCAAAAAUUGACGAUAAAGACAAACUAAUCCUUACUGUGGAGAGCAAAAAUAUCUCUAAUUUUAAUUAUUAUGAAAGCCGUUUGUUAGAAGUCGAGAAGUUAAUGAAAAAAUAUAAAUUGGAUAAAUUAAAUUUUGUGCUUAAAAUAGAGAAAAACAGCAAGUGCAUAGAUGGCUACCCACCUGGUGCAUUACAACAUAUGCCAGUACAAAUGCUGAAGGCACAAAAAUCACAGUCAAAUUCAAAUGCCACAUUGUCAAGAGUUACUACUACUCAGUCACCAAGGACUGCAACACAAUAUCCCACAUAUAUUCUACAGCCAGUGACAAAUAAUAACCAUUCAGGAAGAAAGUUGCAAAAUAACAGUAUUGUCAUGGAGAGAGUUGUCAAGAACAGACCAGUUAUGAGAGUUUCUCUUGACAGUUCAACUUUCUUUCCUCUUAACUAAGAAUGUGAAAGUAUAUAGCCCACCACCUGUUUAUCAGCAUCCCACCUACUUAUGAAGCAUCCCGAAAUGGUAGGCACACCAGUGUAUCUAACAGAUGAGUAAAAUACUAAUCAACGUUGCAUGAAAGGAAAAUCUAGAUAACAAUAUUAGCUUUGAGUUUGCAUCAGCAAGGUAUAACAUGACAAGCAGGCAUUAUUUUGUUUUAUUCUCUGAAGGUAUAUUCUUUUCAUUUCGUUACACUGGUUACAUUUUUUACAUUCAAAUUAGAAUAAUAAAAUAUAUACAAAACAUAAUCGACAUUGUUAUUAUAUUAGGACAGAUUUAAACAAACGCCAACAUUUUUCAUUUACUGGUGCCUAAUUUCCCAUCAAUCAAACAAUCAGAUUACUAGAUUGGGUACGCAAAUAAAUACAGGCAAAUCAG
Molecule: messenger RNA, 1128 nt
Organism: Kickxella alabastrina
Lineage: Eukaryota; Fungi; Kickxellomycota; Kickxellomycetes; Kickxellales; Kickxellaceae
Exons: 1
Coding region: 37-705 (222 amino acids)
Source: RefSeq, a predicted model, not a curated record